Molecule: messenger RNA, 1720 nt
Organism: Bactrocera dorsalis (oriental fruit fly)
Lineage: Eukaryota; Metazoa; Arthropoda; Insecta; Diptera; Tephritidae
Source: the annotation of a RefSeq genome assembly
AUUUGUAGAAUUAGAUUUUUAAUUCUAAUUACUAUUAGAAUUAGUUUCUUUACUUCUAGAUUAGUGUUUUUGUUAAACGAUUAUUCUUUAUUUUUAGAGUGAGAAGUUGUCAGUUUAAAUUCAACUAGAAUUGUGAUGACUUUUUUGUUUGAUUGAAUAAGACUAUUAUUUAUAUCGUUUGUUUUGUUAAUUGCUUCUUUAGUAAUUUAUUAUAGAAAGGAAUAUAUGAGAGGAGAUACAAAUAUUAAUCGUUUUAUUAUAUUAGUUUUAAUGUUUGUAUUGUCAAUAAUGUUAUUAAUUAUUAGUCCUAAUUUAAUUAGAAUUUUAUUAGGAUGAGACGGUUUAGGAUUAGUGUCUUAUUGUUUAGUUAUUUAUUUUCAAAAUGUAAAAUCUUACAAUGCUGGGAUACUUACUGCUCUAUCUAAUCGGAUUGGGGAUGUGGCUUUUUUAUUAGCAAUUGCUUGAAUAUUAAACUAUGGAAGUUGAAAUUAUAUUUUUUAUUUAGAAAGCAUGAAGGAUAGUAUUGAAAUAGAAAUUAUUGGAGCAUUAAUUAUGUUAGCUGCUAUAACUAAAAGAGCUCAGAUUCCCUUUUCUUCUUGAUUACCUGCUGCUAUAGCAGCUCCUACUCCUGUAUCAGCUUUAGUUCAUUCUUCAACUCUGGUAACUGCUGGGGUUUAUUUAUUGAUUCGAUUUAAUAUUUUAUUAAGAGGUAGAUGGUUGGGAGAUUUAUUAUUGUUGCUUUCUGGGUUGACAAUAUUUAUAGCGGGAUUAGGAGCUAAUUUUGAAUUUGAUUUAAAGAAGAUUAUUGCUCUUUCUACAUUAAGACAAUUAGGCCUUAUAAUAAGAAUUUUAUCUAUAGGAUUUUAUAAGCUUGCUUUUUUUCAUUUAUUAACUCAUGCUUUAUUUAAGGCAUUAUUAUUUAUGUGUGCUGGAGCUAUUAUUCAUAAUAUAAAUAAUUCUCAGGACAUUCGAUUGAUAGGGGGAUUGGGAGUAUAUAUACCUUUGACUUCUGGAUGUUUUAAUGUAGCUAAUUUAGCUUUGUGUGGUAUGCCUUUUUUAGCUGGGUUUUAUUCUAAGGAUUUGAUUUUAGAAGUUGUUUCGUUAAGUUAUAUUAAUAUAUUUUCUUUUUUUCUUUAUUUUUUUUCCACUGGGUUGACUGUCUGUUAUUCUUUUCGGUUGGUUUAUUAUACUAUAACUGGAGAAUUAAAUUGUGGUUCUUUAAAUAUGUUGAGAGAUGAAGGUUGAGUUAUAUUGCGAGGUAUAAGUGGUUUACUAAUAAUGAGAAUUGUUGGAGGUAGAAUAUUAAGUUGAUUAAUUUUUCCUACUCCUUAUAUAAUUUGUUUACCUAGUUAUUUAAAAUUAUUAACUUUAUUUGUUUGUGUGGUAGGAGGUGUAUUGGGUUAUUUAAUUUCUAAUGUUUCUUUAUUUUAUUUUAAUAAGUCUUUGCAUAAUUAUCUAGUGAGUUAUUUUUCUGGUUCUAUAUGAUUUAUACCUUAUAUUUCUACUUAUGGAAUUAUUAACUAUCCAUUAGUUUUAGGAAUAAGAGUAUGUAAAUCUUUUGAUCAGGGUUGGUCAGAAUUUUUAGGGGGUCAAAAUUUAUAUAAUGAAUUAGUUAAAUAUUCUCAGUAUGUAUCUGUUAUGCACAAUAAUAAUUUAAAGGUUUAUCUUUUAUUAUUUGUUUUAUGAAUUAUUUUCUUGUUUUCAUUUUUUUUAAUUUUUU